Messenger RNA from Lecanosticta acicola, 2464 nucleotides. Lineage: Eukaryota; Fungi; Ascomycota; Dothideomycetes; Mycosphaerellales; Mycosphaerellaceae. The record is from the annotation of a GenBank genome assembly.
AUGGAGACCUUCAAGCGCGCCUUCAAGCCCGACCGUGGCCAAGCGCAAGACCAGGACAUGACGCCUGCCGACAAGGACCUGCGGGGCGUCGAGUCCGUGACGGGGCUCCGCCAGGGAAAGCGUGACGAACUAAACCCCCAAGCGCAAAAAGAGUUACAACAGUUGCGCAGCACCCUGCAGUCUUCAAACAUCCAGUCUUCACGAAUGCAACACCAUGCUUUUGAACCCGUCUCUCUCCCCGGCUCCCAGCCAGCAUCACGCGUGAGUAUUUGCGAACCAUUCGGGAAGUCUCUCAGGCAGCUGAUCAGCCUCACCUCACAGGUCCCUUCCGGCUCUGCGACUCCCCAUAAAAGAUCCAUGCAUGCAGGCUCUGGAGAAGGCACACCUCGAACCUCACCUCCCACCUCCGCCGUGCAUUCUCCGCCCUUGACGCCUGCCGCCACUCGUUCGCGAGAUGGCGGCAGGGCUCCCACCAGCGCUGCUCAUGUGCGGCCACCGCAAGACAUCAUGACACCGCAGCGAUCCGCCUCUCCCCAAAGGCCCGAAGGCGCCGCUCCGGUUUCGAGCCAUCCCAAGUCACAGCCCACACACUCUCUCGCACCGAGCGGAGACUCGCAACCCGCCUCACAAGAUGUCAGUCCGAGUGGAACACCUGCCAGUACAGCUGCUGGAACACCGAGAUCCUACACUCCUACCGGCGAUGCGAAGGGCAAGAGACAGUCGCAGCUCAUCAGCGAUGGCAAUACAAAGUUCAGAUUUGGAGCCAGAGAUCCAGCGGUGGGAUAUGCAAAUUCUGGACUGGGUCCUCAACUCCCGCCCAAUGCUCCUGGCGCGAUGCCAAGAUCUGGUUCGGGACAAUUCCAGACGGCGCAGAAGACCGAGACGGACAAGCGAUCGAGCUUCUUUGGCGGGCACAAGAAGGAAGAUACGGACAGUUCAUCUACAAUUGAUAAAGGGCACUCGCACAGCAGUUCAAAGUCGAAUCUAAAACGAUUCUUCAAGUUUGGAGGUAUGCAGGAAACUGGUGACUGCAUGAAGCAAGGGCACAAGCGCGACUAUCGAGUCGCUCCCACUUGACAGUCCGCUCUGUCGUGAACAACACGCUAACCUCUGUUCAGAUCAUAAAAAUAAGCACCACAAAGACGACAUGUCCUCGAAAUCAAACGGUGGCUCGGGCACUAAAACGCCCACCCGCGCAACCUCCGGCGGCGAUCAACCGGCUGUGCCCUUCGCCGACGACCAUGGUUUGUCAUCGAAGUACGGCAAGUUUGGGAAAAUGCUUGGAUCCGGAGCGGGCGGAUCUGUACGACUGAUGAAACGAACGGGGGACGGAACAGUCUUUGCCGUCAAGCAAUUCCGGGACCGGCACGCGUACGAGAGCGAACGGGAGUACAACAAAAAAGUGACUGCCGAAUUCUGCAUCGGCUCCACGCUCCACCAUGGAAACAUCAUUGAAACAAUAGACAUCGUCUACGAGAAGGGCAAGUGGUUCGAAGUCAUGGAAUAUGCGCCAUACGAUCUGUUCGCCACGGUGAUGACCGGGAAGAUGGGAAGGGAAGAGGUCACCUGUUCCACUUUACAGAUCCUGAGUGGGGUGCUCUACCUACAUAGCAUGGGGCUGGCACAUCGCGACCUGAAGCUGGACAACGUGGUGAUUAACGAGCGCGGCAUCAUGAAGUUGAUUGACUUUGGAAGUGCAGUGGUCUUCCGAUACCCGUUUGAGAACGACAUUGUCUUGGCGACAGGUAUGCAUCACUUCUGGCUGAUUUCGUUGACAUGACUGAUUUGUCUCAGGUGUUGUUGGAUCCGAUCCAUACCUUGCUCCCGAGGUGUACGACCAAGCGAAAUACGACCCGCGACCAGCCGAUAUAUGGUCAAUCGCCAUCAUCUUCUGCUGCAUGACGUUGAGACGGUUCCCAUGGAAAGCGCCGAGGGUGUCAGAUAACUCGUAUCGACUGUUCGUCUCUCCUCCUGACCCUGGACAAGAUCAAUUACUGGACGCCAACCGAAGGUCCAUCGCGGCACGAGGCGGCAGCACUGCGCCUCCCUCGAGAAAUGCAAGCGGUGACGAGUCCGCACAAGACUCGGAGCAUAAGCACCAUAAGCAGGAGGAGGCGAAGUCGCAACCCGAAGCCGCAAGCAGAGCAAGUACCGUCUCGGACUCGCAGCCUACGAUCAAAGGUCCUGUGCGCUUACUUCGAUUACUCCCGCGGGAGACGCGGCACAUCAUCGGACGGAUGCUCGAGCUGGAUCCGAAGAAGCGAGCGAGUACGUAUCAGUCGGCAUGAAUGAUGGAUGUAGAAGAGAGAGAAAGUGUGCUGACGUGACGAUAGCGAUGGAUGAGAUCUUGGCCGACCCGUGGGUGCAGAACGCACUCGUGUGUCGACAAGAGGAGAACGGGGUGAUUGUCCGAGCGCCGAACCAUACCCACACAUUACAACCGAGCAACGCCGGCGGAAACUAG